Messenger RNA from Dicentrarchus labrax (European seabass), 4542 nucleotides. It is a transcript of the gene rfx1b, whose product is annotated as regulatory factor X, 1b (influences HLA class II expression). Gene Ontology annotation, cellular component: nucleus. Lineage: Eukaryota; Metazoa; Chordata; Actinopteri; Moronidae. The record is from RefSeq and is a predicted model, not a curated record. The coding region runs from base 189 to 2735 and encodes 848 amino acids. Gene Ontology annotation, biological process: regulation of transcription by RNA polymerase II. The transcript has 18 exons. Gene Ontology annotation, molecular function: DNA-binding transcription factor activity, RNA polymerase II-specific; RNA polymerase II cis-regulatory region sequence-specific DNA binding.
GACGAGAGGGUAGCAACAGUUGCCCCGGUGAAGGCAAGGCGCCAUAGUCACGGUAGUCCUGGCGACAAGAACCAAGCAACGGGAGUCAACAAUAACAACCUAAAUCCAAGGGAAAAAAAACCUGAACGACCAAAAAAGGACAAUACUGGGAUAAACUAGAGAACUAGUCUCCCAAAGCAUUGGUUGCCAUGGCAACUUCUGGAUACUCUGAGGACCUUCAGCCUCAGCAGGCCAACACAGUAACCAUAGCAACACCUGCUGCCACCACACCCUCGGCAGCAAAGACAGCACACUUCCUGUCUGAGAUCCCACCAACCUCUGGAACCAUUGCAUCAGCUAACCAAUCAGCCACUGCCUCAAAAACAGGACAGGAUGCACUUUGUUCUCAAGCGCCGCCCACCCAGGCCCAGAGCCAGAAGGCAGUGGUUCUGACCACUCCCACGCAGCACUAUGUAACCCCUGAAAUCCAGCACUCUGCGGUCCAGAAGAGUAAUGGUCAGGGCAGUUCACCUCAGUACAUCAUCGUAACUGUUACAGAGGGCUCUGUUCAUUCCAAUGACAGCCUGUCAGACUCCAGUCCACCUGCCCCUGGUGUUCCUACUCAGGUGGUCCAACCAGUGCAGACCACCCAGCAGCAGAGGUCAGUGUUGCAAGCGGUGUCGCAGGCAGCCAAGAGGAUUCAGGCUGGCCACAUCAACAACCUCCAAUCUGUGCACAUAAACCAGGAGGUGGAGCACGUGUACUCUGGCCAGGUGUAUGUGGAUGCAGGAGGAGGAGAUGCAACUUUUACCACAUCCACCAUUCGAUCGAGCACCUUCCCCUUUUCCGACUCGCCCCUCUACUCCCAGACCCCUCCUACUUCCUCCUCCACCUACUACGAGGCCACAGCCAGCUCUGAGUCGGACAUCCCCGGCUCGGUGACUUCGCAGCCGGUUUCUGUGGCAACAGUGGGAGCCAAUAGCGGGGGAGCUACUGCGGGUGGAGGAGGCUACGUCAUUCAGGGAGGUUAUGUGUUAGGAGGCGGAGCUAGUGGAGGAACAGGUGGAGGAGGAGGACAGAGUUACUCCAGCCCUAACUCUCGUGCCCCACCUGCCACUGUGCAGUGGCUGUGUGAGAACUAUGAGGGGGCAGAGGGGGUGAGUUUACCCCGCUGUACCCUCUACUACCACUACUUGCUGCACUGCCAGGAGCAGAAACUAGAACCUGUUAAUGCUGCAUCAUUCGGCAAGCUCAUUAGGUCUGUCUUCAUGGGGCUACGUACACGGAGAUUAGGGACCAGAGGGAACUCUAAAUACCACUACUAUGGUCUAAGGAUCAAAUCUGGCUCGCCUCUGCUCAGACUGAUGGAUGAACAACAGCACAUGGCAAUGAGGCAGCAGCCUUUCUCACAGAAAAACAGGAUAAAGCCAGUUCAGAAGACACAGGGGAUCACCAAUGGGACAUCAGGUGGUUUGGGUCAACAGCAGGGGACGACACUCUGUGAUAUAUCGGCACAGGUGCAACAGUAUCAGCAGUUUCUGGAGGCUUCAAGGCCGCUGCCAGACUUUGUGGAGAUUGAUCUGCAAGGUCAAACCCUGCCUGAUGGGAUCCUUUUAGAACACCUCAAGGCCUUUCAGACUCUCUACAGAGAACACUGUGAGGCCAUUCUGGACGUGAUGGUCAACCUUCAGUUCACUCUUGUGGAGACACUUUGGAAAUCCUUCUGGAGGUUCAGCCAGAGCAGUGAUGCAGAAUCACUCGACCUGAACAAUGAGUCUGAGAAGCGUCUGCCAAAAUCGUGCCUGGUGGUGCUGUGCAAGUACGACCCCGUGCUGAGCUGGACGAAAGAGUGCGACAACCUGCUCUACCAGACUCUGGUGGAGAUGCUCAUCCCUGAUGUACUGAGACCCAUCCCUAGUGCCUUAACUCAGGCCAUCCGUAACUUUGCCAAGAGUCUGGAGAACUGGUUGACAGGGGCCAUGAUGAACAUCCCGGAGGAGAUGGUUCGCGUAAAGGUGGUGUGUGUAGGCUCCUUCUCUCAGACGUUGCGCCGCUACACCAGCCUGAACCACCUGGCCCAGGCGGCCCGCGCUGUCCUCCAGAACUCAGCCCAGAUCAACCAGAUGCUUUCAGACCUCAACCGUGUUGAUUUCACUAAUGUACAGGAGCAGGCAUCCUGGGUGUGUCAGUGUGAAGACCGUGUAGUACAGCGUCUGGAGCAAGACUUUAAGAUGACUCUGCAGCAGCAAAACUCUCUGGAGCAGUGGGCAACCUGGCUGGAUGGUGUUGUCUCUCAGGCUCUAAAGCCCUACGAGCACAACCCUGUCGCCCUACCAAAGGCUGCCAAGGUCUUCCUGCUCAACUGGUCCUUCUAUAGUUCUAUGGUAAUCCGGGACCUGACUCUGCGCAGUGCUGCCAGUUUUGGCUCCUUUCACCUGAUCCGCUUGCUGUAUGAUGAGUAUAUGUACUACCUGAUAGAACACAGGGUAGCCCAGGCUAAAGGAGUGACACCCAUUGCAGUCAUGGGAGAAUUUGCCAGCACCAUCAAGAGCCGAAUCUCUCCGGACCUGGAGAAAGAAGAAGAAGAGGAGGAUGAGGAAGAUGAGAGCGAGGACGAGACUGGAGAUCUGGUGCUGCAGUCCAGCUCCCUGAGUGCAGUAGAUGAUGAGAAGGAGCCGAUGGAGCCGCCCACCAAGCUGCCCAGGACGAGUUUAAAUCUGCACACUCUGACCGAGACCCACAGCACACCACCUUAGUCACACACACACACACACACACACACACACACACACACACACUCACCUUUGCUUUAAGUUUAACAUCAUGUCAUCCCAUUCUGUCAUCCAGUGUAUGUUUCUGGUGUGCAAACACGUGACGUUUGGUGUUGAGUGUGUGGUCGUAUGUUGUGUGUGUGGGUGUGGGAGUGUGUGUGUGUGCGCGCAAGCAUGUAGGAAAGUUGGAGACCCCUUUGCCAAUUUUGUAUUCUGUACUUCUGUGCUGCCAAUCUUUUUCUCUUUGCCUUCAACUGCUCAUUUUCAGCCCUUCCCUCGUUUCCUGUGCCUUCCCUGUCUAUCCAGUGGCUAGACGUCAGUAGCCACUGCUGUCCAGCCUACGGUAUACUGUAUACAGUAAACACACAGUAUAUUCUUGAUUCCCUCCUGCCCCGCCUUAACCACUGACCUCAUUGCUGUGGUGAGAUAAGACUCCAGUGUUCUUCAUUGUACUCUAUACUCAAACUAUCACUCACCUUGCCUUUUGAAGCAAUGACUAUGCAGGGGAGCUGGACUUUAAUGAAUGGCACCGUCUGAAAUUUACAUUUUUAAACCUCACAGUAGCAUCUGGAAUGAUACUGCAAACCAUGGAUUUUGUUGGCACAUGGAUGUUGAUUGACAGCUAUGUGGAUGCCAUAUUUUACUUUUUAAUGUAUUUUCCUUAUUAAUUCGGCCAAUUAACUGAUACCCUGUGCCUUUGAGAGAUUUCUAGCCUGAAAAAAAGCUUGUAUUCUAUAUAUUCUGUAUCAGUGGAUUAAUAAAUGAAGGUCCUGUGAAGUAGUGUUGGUGUUGUCAUGAACUUUUAAUAGCUGUGAAAAAACAAACAAAUCUGAGAUGGUGACAGUCAAACCUUGUGAUGAUUCUGACCAGUUUGAUGUUCCUCAUCCAUCCACCGUUUUAUCUAUUCAUCAUCCAUCCGUUCUUUCAAGCUCAUAAUCUCUCUUCUAAACACACACACAAAAACACACACAUACACACGAACUGGACAGACGGCUCAAAGUGCUACCCCACCACACACACCUUGAUAGAUGCAGUGCAACCUGAACGGGCCACAGGACAAGGCCAAAGCUUAUCCCACCCAAUCAAGCAGCACUUACUACACUGUAUCCAUGGCAUACUAUGUACCAGCUACAGCUAUCUCAAAGUUUUUGUAGUGUGAAAGUAGAUGUUUAUUUUCUGGGUAUCAAUGUUGAACAUUUUGUAGAUAACCUAUAUUAUGUACCUUUUGUGGACACUGUCAUAUAUCCAAACUAUUUGUAUGUCGUUUAACCAUUAUUGCCUUAACAAUGUUGUGGUGUGUCCACCAUCCAGAUUAUUGAGCUAUAUUUUUGUGAUGAUGGUGAUGAUGGACCAAGCAUGUGAAUAUGGUGACUUUAUAGAUGAACCCUCUCCAAAGAGCAUAUGCUCAACCAGCAGCCUCUCACAUGGCAUGAGCAGAUUUUGAUUUUAUUAAGUGUGUUGUACUUUGGGACUGAAAGGAAAACAAUAGAAAUUCUAAUAGUACUAGUGGGAUGUCCCUCAGGAUGGAAUGACCCCCCAGAGAUCCCACCAAAGAGCACUAAAUAGAAAACAAGGGUAUAUUUACAUGUGUUAAUAUUGUGAGAGCAGACUACAGAAUCUGACUUGAAAAUAAAAUCAACUGCUAACUGCGAUGUCCUUAGCUUGUGCUGCUGAACCUUUUAUAAAUGAGGUCCUCUUUAUGUUAUUCUGAAGACCUUUGUACUUGGAUCUGUGAUCAACGUUUGUAGCUUUAUUCUCACUGUAAACUAAAAUGAUGUGUUUGCUCUCAAAA